Molecule: messenger RNA, 1117 nt
Organism: Chaetura pelagica (chimney swift)
Lineage: Eukaryota; Metazoa; Chordata; Aves; Apodiformes; Apodidae
Gene: RTCA
Product: RNA 3'-terminal phosphate cyclase
Exons: 9
Coding region: 34-960 (308 amino acids)
Biological process (GO): RNA processing
Cellular component (GO): nucleus
Molecular function (GO): RNA-3'-phosphate cyclase activity
Source: RefSeq, a predicted model, not a curated record
ACUCCAAGGCCUCAACAUCUGUCUGGAUUGGAGAUGGUUCGAAGUCUAUGUGAGGGGAAGCUGGAAGGUGGAGAAAUUGGCUCAACAGAAAUAACCUUCACGCCUGGGAAGAUCAAAGGUGGAACCCACAUAGCAGAUACAAAAACAGCAGGGAGUGUGUGUCUACUGAUGCAGGUAGCAAUGCCCUGUGUGCUGUUUGCUGCUUCUCCAUCAGAACUUCAUUUAAAAGGUGGGACUAAUGCUGAGAUGGCUCCUCAGAUAGACUACACAGUCAUGGUUUUCAAGCCAGUAGUUGAAAAGUUCAAUUUUACAUUUAAUUGUGACAUAAAAAAGAGGGGCUACUAUCCUCAGGGAGGUGGUGAAGUUGUAGUCCAGAUGUCACCAGUCAAAGAGCUGAGCCCAAUAAACUUAACAGAUCGUGGCACAGUGACAAAGAUAUAUGGAAGAGCAUUUGUUGCUGGAGCACUGCCUAUAAAACUGGCAAAAGAAAUGUCAGCAGCAGCAGUGAGAUGCAUCAGGAAGGAGAUCAGAGAUCUUUACAUCAACAUUCAGCCUGUUCGAGAACCUGAUGAUCAAGCCUUUGGGACUGGAAGUGGAAUAAUUGUUGUUGCAGAGACUUCAACAGGUUGUUUGUUAGCUGGGUCAUCACUUGGCAAGAGAGGAAAGAAUGCAGACAAGGUUGGCAUUGAAGCAGCUGAGAUGCUGCUCAGAAACCUUAAACAUGGUGGAACUGUUGAUGAUUCUCUGCAAGACCAAUUGAUCAUUUUCAUGGCACUUGCAAAGGGAGUGUCUAGAGUGAAGAGUGGACCAAUUACACUUCAUACUCAAACAGCUAUACACUUUGCAGAACAGCUAACAAAGGCCAAAUUUACGGUGACAAAAUUGGAAGAGGAAGAUCCCACUAAAGAUACCUACAUCAUUGAGUGCCAAGGAAUGGGGAUGAUAAACCCAAACUUAUAGGGUUUAAAAAAACCCAAAAGAACAAGCAGCAAGCUGACAAAAGCAAAACUCAACAUACCUCAGUGAUGUAUUGCACUACAUUUCAACAGAUGUAUAAAACGCAUGUGAACAGGAGGAGCCUUCUCUCACAUCUGAGUGAUUGAACUUCAAGGGUGAU